AUGAACGAAACUGAUUUAUUGGAUUAAGAAAGUUCAAAAAAUUCUAAAUCUAUAGACUCUGAUUUAGAUUCCAAUUUUUUUGAGGAAGGGGAAGCACAAAAUUAGUAAAAUAAUAAUCUGGAUGCAUAGGAUGAAGAUGGGACUAGAGUAAUGAUAGACCCACCUGAGGAUGAGAUUUUAAAAAAGAAGGAAUAUGAUCUAAAACAAAAUGAAAAAAAAUCUCCUUUAAGCCAACAUAAACAGAUUAUUAGUUUCAGAGAAAAAUCUUCCAGUAAAAUAAUAGAUGAGUAGAAUUCAUCUUUAUUUCAAUCUAAUUAAGAUUAAAAAUAAAUCACAAGCAUUAUUUUCAAGAACGAUGAGUCAACUCAAGUUUCAAUAAAUAAACCACUAGAUGGAAGUGAAUAAGUCACUCCAUUACCCUUAGUAUAGAAAGGUGUUUACAGUUUAGAAUCAGAUAUAAAACUAGGCUGGAGACCUAAAGAAAUGACUAAACCUAAGUAUGCAUUUGAAGUACCCCCAGUGGUUGCAUUUAGAUAUCCAGAAGAUGAUAUUUUCUCAUCAAAAUAAUAACUAUAGUAGACAAAUUUGAGGGAAUAAAAAAAAAGAGGUUCAUCAGCAAUUAUUCUUCCAAAUUUAGUUACAUAAGAGGCAUCUAAAGAAUCAUACAAAAAUUCAGAAUAAUUUUAAUCAUAAGAAACAAAGCAACCUAAGAACUAAAAGUAAAUGACAAUAGAAGACUAUAUUAAAAAUAUUAUGUAUUAAGGAUUCAGACCUAGAGAUUCCCUUGAAAUUCAUGAAAGUUUUAGGCAAAAAUUCUACACAUUUGAUUUCCCUUAAUAUCAGAAUUUAAAAAAGCCAAACGUUUAAGAUAUAUCCUCCAUGUUUAAUAAAGACCUUAAUACUGAAAAAUCUCCUUUAAAGUUUGAUUCAUUCUUUGAGGCAGGUAAUCUAGAUAGGGUGGUAAAGGUCAACGACUUUUAGUAUGAUUUGUUCUUAAGACCUGACACAAAUACAAAUGGAUAUUGCAAUUGGUUUUACUUUAAAGUCAAUUUCAAUCAUGCAUAUUUCGAUAAUCAAAAUAAUGCAGGAGGUAGUGGUUCCACUCCUAUAAAUGGUGAGACUAACAAGUAUUAGUAUAGAUUUAAUAUAGUAAAUAUGUACAAGAAAUUUCAGCUUUUUUGUCGUGAUCAGAAACCUUUAAUUUAAUCAAAGUAAAAAUAGAUUGAAAAUCCAAAAUUAAAAAGUUAAUGGAGUAAAGAUGGAGUGAGUAAUGUAAAAUAUGGACCGAGCAAAGCUGUUCCUACUUUAGGGAGAAAGAAAAAAUACUAUUAAUUGACCUUUACUUACUAGUUUGAGUAUCCUUAAGAUGAGGUUAUGUUUGCUUAUUCCUUACCUUACUCAUAUUCUCUACUUUAGUAGCAUAUUGAAUAAUAUAAAGAAAUUCAACGAUAAGUUUACAAAAAUGAAGAUGCAAUAUUUGACUCAACGUUGCUCUGCAAAUCACUUUCUGGUCUAUCCAUUCCCUUGAUUACGAUAACUGACUUCUAGGAUAAAAAAGUGGACUAGAAAAAAAUAAUACUCAUCUAAGGUAGGGUUCACCCAGGAGAAACUCAUGCUUCUUGGAUUGUUCAUGGAUUAAUUCUAUAAUUAUUAGCUAAUGAUAAUUUAGCUAAAUAGCUUAGAGGCAGAUUUAUUUUUAAGAUAGUACCCAUGAUUAAUCCAGAUGGUGUAGUAUUUGGGAAUUACAGGACUUGCUUCCUGGGAAAAGAUAUGAAUAGAAUGUUUUUCGCUAAUUAGGAAGAUGCCUUGGAUAAAAUAGAUGAAAGGCUUAUACCAGAAAUAGUUGCUAUUAGAAAAUUGGUUGCAUAUUGCUAAAGUUUAGAUAAAGCAAAAGUAUUAGGAUUCUUUGAUGUCCAUUAACAUUCAAAAAGAAAAAGCAUCUUUCUCUAUGGACCAUAGUAUCCUUUACAUCAUAGUUCUUAUUCAGCUGUGAGAGUACUGCCUAGAAUUUUAAGCUCUAAUUCUGAAGAAUUUAGGUUUUAUUCCUGCCGAUUCAGAAAUGAAGAUUAUAAGGAAAACUGUGCCAGAAUGUUUAUUGAGAGAGAAUUUAAUAUAACAUUUAGUUAUUGUAUCGAGUGCUCGCAAUAAGGAUUUAUGAAUAGAAGCAGAUAAAUUGUAGAUUUUAAUGAGAAGAAUCUAACAGAAUUCGGUAAGACCUUAGCAUUGUCACUCUUGCAGUUUGGAGUCUUGAUUGAAAACUAAAACAAAAUCGUUGAAUAAAAGAUAUAGAGUAAAAUGCUGAAGGAAUAGUAAAAGAUAGAAUCUUUAAAGUAACUUCAGCUCAGAAGAAAUGAAACUAGCAGAUUAAAGCUUGAAGAAAAAAGAUUUAAAGAUAGAGAGAAGUAAUUAGAAUAGAUGAACCAUAGGGAUAAUAUGCAAGGCUCAUUUUCUUAAUUCAAAAAUAAUGAUCUUAGUUUUGAUGGGAUAUAAAGACAGACUAAUGGAGAUAUCAUAGAUCAUAGAAGUCUGCAAAGAGCAGCCCCAUUAACAAAUAAUCUGCUGAUUGGAAGAGAUAUUAGUUAAAUGAGUCUAAAUGACUAUAUAAAUUUAAUGAACAAUGACAACCCUUACAACGAAGAAAUUAAUGAUUCAGACUUAGAUAGUCUUGAGGAUAAAGAUUGCCCUUCAAGUGGAUCAGAGUCUGAUGAUUAAGAAUUUUCGAAAGAAAUUUAAGAGUAACUUUAUAGAGAUAUACUUAAAAAAUUCGAUAUUACUUCCAAACCUCAAUAACAUGAAUCUAGAAAACAAUCAAUAAGAAUAACUCUUUAAACCCAGUAAGCAACAGAUGAAGAAAAUAACCCUCCUAUCAUAGAUGAUUCAUUUCUAUCUUCAAGAUUCGAUGAAAAUCUUAUUAAGCCUACUGCAAUCAUUACUAAGCCCCAAGUUAUAAUGUCUAAAUUAACCUAUCCUAUGCAGUAGUAUUUGAAUCUUCCAAAAGCUUCGGUUUAAAAUAACAAUUAUCUUUAUUAAUCAAAUACAUCAUCUUUCAAAGAAAUUCCAAAUGGUAUAGUAUUGCCAGUCAAAGAGUAUGACUUCGAUUAGAAAUCUCCUCCCAAAUAGAACAGAAGAAAACUGCUAUAAUAAUAACUCCAACAAAAGGUAAACUAUUUCAGUCAAAGACAAAGUAAAAGCAAUUUUAAUGCUAAAAAUUUGAUUCAAAAUCUCCAAGACUUAAAUACUUAGUCUUUUCAUAAGAAAAGUUAAGGGAGUUUAUCAAAUAACUAAUCUUUAAGAUAAUUGCCAGUGAAUAACUUUAAUAACUAGAGUCUAAAAAAUUUUCCUAAUGAUAAUGAAAAUAGCUAUGAUCAGUAGCCGUAACCAAGAACAACUGCUAAGGUCAAGAUUAGAAUAGUUUUCAAUUCUCAACAGCCAUAGCAGAGAAAUAAGUCCUUAAACAACUCAGCCUCUCAAUCGUAUAUAUUAACAGCAUAAAAUUCUCCCAAAAAUAUAAAUUAAGCAAUUCAUACCAAGAUUAAACCUGAUAGAAAGCGUAAAGAAAGAUUGAAUCAAAAUAAUUCCUAUGUAGUUAAGCCUAAAUAGCUUGAGGUUUUUAGUCUACAGGAAUAAGAUCCAGCAUAAGCUCUUGAGGAAAAAGUCUAAGUAAGAUUAUUCAAUGAUUCUUUAAUCAGAAACGACAAGCUAAAAGACGAAUACUAGAAAUUAAAAGAUAUCAGACAAAGAAUAAAAAGAAAGCAAGAAAUACUAUCAAAAAUAGGAGAUAAACUUACUAAUUAUCAAUCUCAAUAGCCAUCUCCAUUGAGAGAUGUAGUAGUAUUUAAUCACAAAGACUAUAUGGGAUUUUUCCAGAAAAGUAGAUAUCAAGAAAGCACUAAUAUCAGAGGUGUUACCCCAAAUAACCAGGUAUUCUUUAAAAAAGAAAAAUUACCUAAAAAUGAGUUGAAUUACAUACAGCCAUUGCCCAGAUAUAAUUAGAAAUUAGCAGAUGGAGCAUUGAUAUGCCAGCCUGAAAAAAUAAAUAGGGCAAUUAGUUAAUAGAGGAUGAGAGAUUAGAUUUAAUGA
Messenger RNA from Stylonychia lemnae, 4080 nucleotides. NCBI's taxonomy places the organism in Eukaryota, Ciliophora, Spirotrichea, Sporadotrichida, Oxytrichidae. The record is from the annotation of a GenBank genome assembly.